UCCCGGGGCCGCCGCGAGUGGUUCCAGUUCACUGGUUCCAGCGGAGCCGGACGGAGGGCGCGAGCGCGGGACGCGCGGGCGGGAAGUGAGGAGGCGUGGGCGGGCCGGCAGGAGUGCGGAGCGGAGCGGCGCGAGCGGCCGACAGGGCUCGGGCCCCACACCUUGCAGCCGCCCGUGAACUUGCUGAUCUGCUUCUGGGGCCACCGCCAUGUCGAGCCGUGGUGGGAAGAAGAAAUCUACCAAGACCUCCCGGUCAGCCAAGGCAGGAGUCAUAUUCCCUGUGGGACGGAUGCUGCGGUACAUCAAAAAAGGCCACCCUAAAUACCGGAUUGGCGUGGGGGCACCUGUGUACAUGGCUGCUGUCCUGGAAUACCUGACAGCUGAGAUCCUGGAGCUGGCUGGCAAUGCAGCAAGAGACAACAAGAAGGGACGGGUCACUCCCCGGCACAUCCUGUUAGCUGUGGCCAAUGAUGAGGAGCUGAACCAGCUGCUAAAAGGAGUCACCAUAGCCAGUGGGGGUGUGCUGCCGAAUAUCCAUCCUGAGUUGCUAGCGAAGAAGCGAGGAUCCAAGGGAAAGUUGGAAGCCAUCAUCACGCCUCCACCAGCCAAAAAGGCCAAGUCUCCAUCCCAGAAGAAGCCAGUGGCUAAGAAAACAGGAGGCAAAAAAGGGGCCCGGAAGUCUAAGAAGAAGCAGGGAGAAGUCAGCAAGGCGGCCAGCGCAGACAGUACGACAGAGGGCGCUCCUGCGGAUGGCUUCACCGUCCUCUCCACCAAGAGCCUCUUCCUUGGCCAGAAGCUGAACCUUAUUCACAGUGAAAUCAGUAAUUUAGCCGGCUUUGAGGUGGAGGCCAUAAUCAAUCCUACCAAUGCUGACAUUGACCUUAAAGAUGACCUAGGAAACACACUGGAGAAGAAGGGUGGCAAGGAGUUUGUAGAAGCUGUUCUGGAACUUCGGAAAAAGAACGGGCCCUUGGAAGUAGCUGGAGCUGCUGUUAGUGCAGGCCAUGGCCUGCCCGCCAAGUUUGUGAUUCACUGUAAUAGUCCAGUCUGGGGUGCAGACAAGUGUGAAGAACUUCUGGAAAAGACAGUGAAAAACUGCUUGGCCCUAGCUGAUGACAGGAAGCUGAAAUCCAUCGCCUUCCCAUCCAUUGGCAGUGGCAGGAAUGGGUUCCCGAAGCAGACAGCGGCCCAGCUCAUUCUGAAGGCCAUCUCCAAUUACUUCGUGUCCACUAUGUCCUCCUCCAUCAAAACUGUGUACUUUGUGCUUUUUGACAGUGAGAGUAUAGGCAUCUACGUGCAGGAAAUGGCCAAGCUGGAUGCCAACUAG
This is a messenger RNA of Peromyscus eremicus (cactus mouse), 1327 nucleotides long. RefSeq names its product core histone macro-H2A.1. Bases 209 to 1327 code for a protein of 372 amino acids. Gene Ontology annotation, biological process: nucleosome assembly. Gene Ontology annotation, cellular component: nucleosome. NCBI's taxonomy places the organism in Eukaryota, Metazoa, Chordata, Mammalia, Rodentia, Cricetidae. Gene Ontology annotation, molecular function: protein heterodimerization activity; structural constituent of chromatin; DNA binding. The transcript has 9 exons. The record is from RefSeq and is a predicted model, not a curated record.